AUGUUAGAACAUUUAUCUGCAGCUCCUUAUGAGCCGAAAGUUCUUUCAUGUCAAAAAGCUGAUUUCCUUUCAGCAACAGAGCAUAGUUAACAAUGUUACAUUGCCUAACAGUAUUGCUAACAUGAUUUCCUCUACUUCAAUUAUAGCAUUUUAAGUUAUUGUUGGCUAAAUGGUUCAAUUAUGACCACUUUAAUUGUGUCUGGAUUUGUUGGUUAUUUGGUCUAUAAUGGAAUAAGCGAGAUUAUAAAAGAGUUUCUAAUUCCAUCUUUAGAAGCAGUCAAAGUGAAAUUCGAUGUUUCAGAAAUUAUGGCAGGAGUAACAUUACUUGCAUUUGGAAAUGGGGCUGGUGACGUUUUAACUGCAUUAGUAGCUUCAUCCUAUCCAGGAGGGAUUGAUUAUAAUAUUGGAGCCACAAUGGGAGCAGGAUUUUUUUUAUGCAGCAUAGGCGUGUAUCUAAUAACAAAAACAUCGAAAUCUUAAAUCAAAAUGGAUCCUGUGCAUUUUUGGAGAAAUGUUGGAUUUCAAAUAAUCUCUAUUUUUGUGAUUAUGGUAUUUGGAGUUAUUGGCUAAAUCUCUUACUUCUCUAGCAUUUCAUUAACAGUCUUAUAUUUGCUACUAGUUUCUUUGGUCUAUUAUUAAGAAAGAGACAAAAUAUUGAAAAGUAGAAAAGAUAGUUUGGGUGAGAGAAUGCAGACGGUUCAUGAAGCUAAAUAUGAUUUAGAGAUUGCUUAGAAAUUCGAUGAUAUGAAAUUGCUAUAUCUUUGGGACAAGAAAUCUGAAUAGGAAUUAGCUGCUAAGCCAGUUAAAUGGGCAACUCCACUAAUUAGAUUAAAUUAUGUAACAGGAGAUGCAAGAGUGAAGAUGCUAGCUAAAAAGUUCAGAUUUGCUGUGCAGUUGACAAUGGCCAAUAUUGAAACUUAAAAGUAGAAAUGGGAAAGACUGUCAUUAUAUGAGAAGAUAAGGGCAAUCAUCAUCUACCCUUUGAUGUAAGUAUUCAAAUACACAUUGCCUGGACCUAAGGAAGAUUAGUUUGAUAAAAAUCAAGCAAUAAGUAAAUAUCAGUUGAUUAUUGCUUUAGUUUUUCCAAUUCCAGGAUCCAUUUUUUUUGUUUCUGUUGUUUUUAGCUUCCCUCAUUGGUGGGUUUACUUUUUAGCAUUAUUGUUUGGAUUCGGAAUUUCUAUUUUCUUAAAUACUACAAUCCCAUCUUAAAAAACUCCUCCAAAAUAUUUCUUCUACCUUUAGCUAUAUUGUAUUUUAGGUUCAUUGGUGUGGAUAUUCUUUUUAUCUGGUUUAUUAAUAGAUUUUCUUCAAUUUUGGGGCAUAAUAACAGAAUUAAAUAAAACAUACUUGGGAUUUAGUUUGAUUGCUAUGGGGAAUGUACUACCAGAUUGCAUCACCUUGGUUUCUUUGGCUGAAGAAGGUUAUGCAAUAAUGGCUUUGAAUGGAAUUUAUUUUGGUCAAAUGUUUACAAACUUGAUUGGAUUUAGUGUUGCCUUCUUGAAACAGAACUUUGUGAAUCAAGGUCCCAUCAAAUUCAAUUUGUUUAGUAUAAUUGACAUUGAGUAAAAUGCUUUCAAAUUGAUGGUUAUUCUAGCAGCCUUUCUUAAUUUGUUAUUUACAUUAAUUAUGGCAGUCAGAAACCAUUAUAUCAUAUCAAAGUCCAUAGCCAAACUACUGACAAUAUUUUAUUGUGUUUUUUUUACCCUAUCCUCCUCCUCAGCUUUCUAUCACGCCUGGACCAAGAAAUGA
Molecule: messenger RNA, 1749 nt
Organism: Paramecium tetraurelia
Lineage: Eukaryota; Ciliophora; Oligohymenophorea; Peniculida; Parameciidae
Exons: 5
Biological process (GO): monoatomic cation transport; transmembrane transport
Cellular component (GO): membrane
Molecular function (GO): monoatomic cation transmembrane transporter activity
Source: RefSeq, a predicted model, not a curated record